ACAAGCUGACACUGGCUCUGCGAACGUCCUUUGUGCUGGAUUGCGUCGGGUGAAACCACCCAGCGGCUUUUUGGAAACGACCAAGAGAGCACAUUUUACAUUAGUUUUGCUUUCUCUUGGAAUCAUUGUGACUUAUGAGUUGUUAAUAUAUCUUUUGUUGAACACACGAGGCGUUCAAGACUGUCACAGACCAAGGCGAGGGAUGUAGCUGUUUUGCUGACUCAUUUUUUUUGAACCCCUCCUGCCCCCCACAGUAUAAAAGGUGUGAACCAAGGUGGGCUUACAAGAAGACAAAAUGUUCUUGAGUGCCUUUCUGUCUACCGCGGCCCUUCUCGUGCUCACGCCAAGUGAUGCCGCAAAGAUUAUCGGUGGGAAAGAAGUGAGGCCCCAUUCGUUGCCUUACAUGGCUCUGCUGGAGAGCAACACACCGGCUUGUGGGGGUGUUUUAGUCCAUCCACAAUGGGUUCUCACUGCAGCCCACUGUGAAAAUAUAAAAAGGGUGGUGCUUGGUGUUCACUCCAUUCUUAAAAAGGAGAGCGCUUCUUGCCAGAAACGAAAGGUAGAAAAAAAGAUUCCUCAUCCCCGCUUUGAGUCUGCGAAAAAGGGCAAUGAUGUGAUGUUGCUCAAGCUGGACAAACCCGUGAAGCAGACCAAGACGGUGAAGCUUUUGAAGCUGCCUAAGAAGGGCACAGACCCGGCGGCGGGAAGCAGCUGUAUGGUGGCCGGAUGGGGCAAAACGAGCAAAUCCGACAAGAACAUGUCCGAUGUCCUCAUGUCUGUCAACGUGAAUGUGAUGGACAGAAAGCUGUGCAACUCUGCCAAGCAUUACAACCGAAAUCCAGUCAUCACUGAGGGCAUGAUAUGUGCCGGUUCUGGUGGUAAAAAGGUGUCAGACACCUGCCAGGGCGACUCGGGCGGUCCGCUGGUCUGCAACAGAAAUCUUGUGGGAAUUACUUCAUUUGGACCAAAGCCGUGUGGUGAGAAAAAUCCCGGAGUGUACUCGUUUCUCUCAACGGAGCAACUCAAGUGGAUCACAAAAACCAUCAGAGGACGUGAAAUAUAAUUGUCUCUUCAGUCUGCAUUUGUGACAAUUUCAAUAAAGUUGGGAAAAAAAUA
Molecule: messenger RNA, 1116 nt
Organism: Phyllopteryx taeniolatus (common seadragon)
Lineage: Eukaryota; Metazoa; Chordata; Actinopteri; Syngnathiformes; Syngnathidae
Product: granzyme A-like
Exons: 5
Coding region: 296-1063 (255 amino acids)
Biological process (GO): proteolysis
Molecular function (GO): serine-type endopeptidase activity
Source: RefSeq, a predicted model, not a curated record